GACCCUGACAUCCCAAUGGGGUCUCUGUGCGGCUCUUUCCUACCCUUCCUCACUCGUCUUUCUGUCCUCCUUUCUCCUCACCCUCCCUUUCCCCAAGCAGGCCAGCUGAGCUGCAUUUCCUUCCCAGCUAAGGAAGAGAAGUACCUCCAGCAGAUUGUGGACUGCCUCCCCUGCAUCUUGAUCCUCGGCCAGGACUGUAAUGUCAAGUGUCAGCUAUUGAACCUGCUAUUGGGGGUGCAGGUGCUUCCUACCGCCAAGCUGGGCAGUGAGGAGAGCUGUAAGCUUCGGCGCCUCCGCUUCACCUAUGGGACUCAGACUCGGGUCAGCCUGGCGCUUCCCGGCCAGUAUGAACUAGUCCACACGCUGGUUGCUCACCAGGGCACCUGGGAGACCAUCCCUGAGGAGGACCUGGAGGUCCAAGAGGACAGCGAGGACGCUGCCCAUGUUUUAGCCGAACUGGAAGUGACGAUGCACCACACUCUCCUACAGGAAGUGGACAUUGUGGUGGCACCAUGGCAAGGCCUCCGGCCCACAGUGGAUGUCCUGGGUGACUUGGUGACUGAUUUCUUGCCUGUGAUAACCUAUGCACUUCACAAAGAUGAACUGUCUGAGACGGAGGAGCGAGAGCUUCAGGAAAUCCGAAAGUAUUUCUCCUUUCCCAUAUUCUUUUUCAAAGUGCCGAAGCUGGGCUCAGAGAUAAUUGACUCCUCUACCAGAAGAAUGGAGAGUGAAAGAUCGCCACUUCAUCGCCAGCUAAUUGACCUGGGCUAUCUGAGCAUCAGUCACUGUAACUGGGGGGCCCCCGGCCAGGACCCUAAGGCUCAGAGCAUGUUGGUGGAACAAAGUGAGAAAUUAAGACACUUGAGCACCUUUUGUCACCAGGUGCUUCAGGCUCGCCUGGUGGACGCAGCCAGGGCCCUGAACCUGGUGCAUUGCUGCUGCCUCGACAUCUGUAUUAACCAGGCCUUUGACAUGCAGCGGGACCUGCAGAUUACUCCCAAACGCCUGGAAUAUACGCGGAAAAUGGAGAAUGAGUUGUAUGAAUCCCUGAUGAAUAUUGCCAACCGAAAGCAGGAGGAAAUGAAGGACAUGAUUGUUGAGACGCUGAACACCAUGAAGGAGCAGCUGCUGGAGGAUGCUGCCAACAUGGAGUUUAAAGAUGUCAUUGUCCCUGACAAUGGGGAACCAGUGGGCACCAGAGAGAUCAAAUGUUGCAUCCGAGAGAUCCAGGAACUCAUCAUCUCCCGGCUGAAUCAGGCGGUAGCUAACAAGCUGAUCAGCUCUGUGGAUUACCUACGUGAGAGCUUUGUUGGAACCCUGGAACGGUGUCUGCAGAGCCUAGAGAAGUCUCAGGAUGUCUCAGUUCACAUCACCAGUAAUAAUCUCAAACAGAUCUUAAAUGCCGCCUAUCAUGUCGAAGUCACAUUUCACUCAGGGUCCUCAGUUACAAGGAUGCUGUGGGAGCAAAUCAAACAGCUGGAAGCUGGCCACUCAGGCCGGUUGGAGAAAACCGAAGAUCUGUGGCUGAAGGUUAGGAAAGACCAUGCCCCCCGCCUGGCCCGCCUUUCUCUGGAGAGCCGUUCUUUACAGGAUGUCUUGCUGCAUCGUAAACCUAAACUGGGACAGGAACUGGGCCGGGGCCAGUAUGGUGUGGUGUACCUGUGUGACAACUGGGGGGGACACUUCCCUUGUGCCCUCAAGUCGGUUGUUCCUCCAGAUGAGAAGCACUGGAAUGACCUGGCUUUGGAGUUUCACUACAUGAGGUCUCUGCCAAAGCAUGAGCGACUGGUGGAUCUCCAUGGUUCUGUCAUCGACUACAACUACGGCGGUGGCUCCAGCAUUGCCGUGCUGCUCAUUAUGGAGCGGCUACACCGCGACCUGUACACUGGGCUGAAGGUGAGGCGAGGCGAGGGCAGAGUGAGAUCCACCGGCAGCAGAUCCGCAGCUCCCUUCCUGGCCUGUCAUCCUUUCUUUUUUUUUAAAAGAUUUCUGGACAAGCAGAACCGUGCCAAGAUCACUGACUUGGGAUUCUGCAAGCCAGAGGCCAUGAUGUCAGGCAGCAUUGUGGGGACACCCAUCCAUAUGGCCCCUGAACUUUUCACAGGGAAGUAUGAUAAUUCCGUGGACGUCUACGCUUUUGGCAUUCUUUUCUGGUAUAUCUGCUCAGGCUCUGUCAAGCUCCCUGAGGCAUUUGAGAGGUGUGCCAGCAAAGACCAUCUCUGGAACAACGUGCGGAGAGGGGUCCGCCCAGAACGUCUUCCUGUGUUUGAUGAGGAGUGCUGGCAGCUGAUGGAAGCCUGUUGGGAUGGCGACCCCUCUCAGAGACCUCUCUUGGGCAUUGUCCAGCCCAUGCUCCAGGGCAUCAUGGAUCGGCUAUGCAAGGCAAAUUCUGAGCAGCCCAACAGAGGACUGGAUGAUUCUACUUGAAAGCAAAGACCUUUCUCUUUCACUCUCUUAUUUCUUUCCUUCCCCUUACCUUUUGGCCUUGGGAAGAAUUUGACUGUUGUUCAUUAUGGAGAGCUUCCGAGGGAAUAGAUGCUUGCUGGGCACCUUGAGACCUCCCUGGGCAGAGAUGACUCCUGGAUGGCUGAGCAUAUUCAGCAGUUCACUGAUGCCCCAAGCUAUCCCUUUAGCAAAAGAUUGUCUAGGACAUUGGUAAAAGCUGGAGGAGGCAACAUUCUGGCCUCAGAACUGAAACAGAGGCAAAUGUUACCAUUGUCUGUUCACUGUAUGUUUAUAAGACAAGUGGGACACUACAGUGGCAAUAGUAUUAAAAACUAUAAUUUUAAUAAUUUUGGUUCUAGCUAGGAAUAAUUUGGUUCUGUCCAAUCAUCAGGACCCUUUGAAAAUUUGAGCUUAGUUCUGGGACUGUGAAGACAUAGGAGCAAAAAAAUAACUUGUGGAUACCUGGUUCCUGCUGUCUGCACCCAGAGAUAUCAGGUUGCAACAGCCAGAGACCCCAGUGAUAAAGCUAGAAACAAAGCUAUCUUCCUUACAGUGCCAGUGCGUUUACAUUUAUAGGACCACAUGGCC
Messenger RNA from Hipposideros armiger (great roundleaf bat), 3033 nucleotides. RefSeq names its product dual serine/threonine and tyrosine protein kinase (gene DSTYK). Gene Ontology annotation, molecular function: protein kinase activity; ATP binding. Lineage: Eukaryota; Metazoa; Chordata; Mammalia; Chiroptera; Hipposideridae. The record is from RefSeq and is a predicted model, not a curated record. Gene Ontology annotation, cellular component: cytoplasm. Gene Ontology annotation, biological process: cellular response to fibroblast growth factor stimulus; positive regulation of ERK1 and ERK2 cascade; negative regulation of apoptotic process. The transcript is spliced from 10 exons. The coding region runs from base 16 to 2427 and encodes 803 amino acids.